UAAUAAGCUACUUCAUGAACAUGUAACAUCUCAAACCAAUUUGAAGAGAAUUCUCAAAGCGUGAAUGUAUUGAUAUCAUUUGAUAAUUCAUUCGUAAGUUUGCAGUUAUAAGAUCGUAAACACUUUCAUUAAAAAUAUUAAUCAGUUAAUCUGAUGAGCGAAAAUCUUUUAUUACAAUGCUACAAGCCAGCAACUCAUCUAAUCCAAAACUAAGCUAAGAACACAAGAGUAGAAUUUUCGUCUUAUGUUGGAGACCACCAACACGGCUCGUGUUGGUUUUCAUUGCCCAUUUGUCAUCUAACUUGUCAACAAAAAUCAUAUUCAAAACCCCAAUUUUGGAGUUGUAUAUGCCUUCUCUCAGGAACAUCCGAUAAAAUUAGAACACGAAGUUCCACAUUCGUUGUCAUUUUCAUCUUCCUUCUAGUCACCCAGGUUCGAACUACUCAAAAGAAUUUCCACAUUCGUCGUACUCGUUGUCAUCUUCCUUCUUGUCACUGGUGCUCGACGUUGCAACUGCAGCGAGGCAACCAGACUCGUGACUAGUGACCAACUCGUCCUGCGUUCGGAGUACUGAAAGCUCCUUCACCAUCAUCAUGCAAGCAAACAUCCUCCUUCUUUGUCUCUGAGAAUUCCAAACACUAACCAUUACUGAAGGGAACGAAGGGUUAAGAAAAAACAAACACGCAAGAAGCAAGCUGCUACAAUACCAUUUUUAAAACCUUGCACCUGCUUGCAUUUCAUUUCUUUGUAAUCACUAAGAUUAUAGUACACACAUAAAUUAACACGUGAUAAACUUGAGUGUACAAGGGAAAUAUCAAAUACGAACUAUUUGUAUACAUAUAUGUAUAUCGUAUUCAUUUCGAUCUACAAAGUCACCGGGCCAGACUUAGAAUUACCCAUCUCCUCCUGGCCUUUUCUUUUUCCCUGCCUUCACAGAGUCACAACCUUUACGACUGUGCCCAGCAAAGAAUUAACUGCCACUCUUUGGUACUAAUGGCAAGUAUCACCUGUUAACAUCUUAUAUUCACUAACCAUUAUAUAACUAAGCACAGAAAGAGAAACAAGUACCUCACACUCGCAUCUCUUUUCAACACUUCCACUUCAUUCGACAUCACUUGCGACGAACAACCGAGGAUGGGCUCUGCUGCGGCUGCAGCUUUCCGUUUUCUGCUGCUCCCUCUCGUCAUCAUUUCCCCGUACGUCUCUAUGAUAACCGGGACAGAUAUUCCUGCCAUAGGCAUCAACUAUGGUCAGUUGGGGGAUGACUUGCCAUCUCCUUACAGAUCGAUCGAGCUCAUCAAAUCAAUGCAGGUAACCAGCGUGAAGCUCUACGACCCGAACCCAGAAAUCAUGAGGCUCUUGGCUGGGAGCAAGAUCUACGUAACGGUCAUGGUCCCAAACCAAGAGAUCAUCAACAUCGACACAAACCACAGCUUGGCUGUCAAAUGGGUGCAGGAUAACGUCCUGGCCUACUACCCGGCAACCAUGAUCCGGUUCAUCAUGGUUGGGAAUGAGAUUCUCAGCCAUCAUAGGUCAGCAGAGGAUAUGCAGAUCUGGAACCACCUUGUCCCAGCAAUGUACAAGAUCAAGAACAUACUCAAAGCGAACAACAUCCAAAACAUCAAAGUCGGAACCCCAUUAGCCAUGGACGUCUUGCAAACAACAUCCCCACCAUCCAACGCCACAUUUAGGUCCGAUAUCGCCUUAACCGUGAUGCCUCAGCUGCUCAAAUUCUUGAAUGGCACUAAAUCCUACUUCUUCAUCGAUGCUUAUCCUUACUUCCCCUGGUCUGCAAACCCCACAAAUGCAUCCCUUGAUUAUGCACUGUUCAAAUCACAAACAAACUACACCGACCCGGGAAGUGGGUUGGUUUACACUAACCUAUUAGAUGAGAUGCUUGACUCAGUCUUGUUUGCCAUGACCAAGCUCGGGUAUCCCGACAUCCGCCUCUUCAUAUCAGAGACCGGAUGGCCACAUGAAGGAGAUCUCGAUGAACCGGGUGCUAACAUCUACAAUGCAGCAAUCUAUAACCGCAAUUUGGUUAGAAAGAUAACGGCCAAACCACCAAUUGGGACGCCAGCUAGACCAGGAGUGGUUAUACCAACGUUCAUCUUCUCACUGUACGACGAGAACCAGAAGGAUGGGCCUGGAACAGAGAGGCACUGGGGCUUGCUGCACUCCGAUGGGAGUCCCAUAUUUGACAUAGACAUGACUGGAAGUAGAGCAGAUUCAGAGUACGAGGCGCUACCUGAAGGGCACAACAAUCAGGCCUACAAGGGGAAGAUAUGGUGUGUUGCUGCGAGAGGAGCUGACAUGACGCGGCUGGGGAGGGAACUGAGGUAUGCCUGCAACCAAGGGAAUAGGACCUGUGAAGCACUGGACCCUGGGAAGGAAUGCUAUGAGCCAGUCUCGCUGAUUUGGCAUGCAAGUUAUGCAUUCAGCAGCUACUGGAAGCAGUUCAAGAGCCAAGGUGCUACCUGCUACUUCCAUGGACUUGCUGUGCAGACCACAAGGGAUCCUGGUCAUGGAUCUUGCCAGUUUCCCAGUGUGACACUUUAAAGAUUACCAUGUUAGCGGAGAGGAGCUGAACUGAAGCAGUAGGACUAGGAGAGGCUCCGCACUCAUCUAAAGGACAGCCAUCAGCAUUCCCUCCAAGCAUCAAAUCUGUACUCUUCCCUAUCAUUUGUAUACUUAUCUUUACAAAUAAGGAAUUGUAGGUACAUCCUUAACUAGGACCAAGGAAAUAAGCCAGAAGAAACGGAUAACAUGACAGAACUCGUCUAUGCACAAUGUUUUAAACUUUAAACCCCCCUUCAAUUGAUAAAGAAAAAAAAAAUCUGCCAUCAAUCAUUCCCCAGACGCAGACAUGUAUAAUAUAAGUUUCCGCUGUAU
This is a messenger RNA of Linum trigynum, 2892 nucleotides long. The record is from the annotation of a GenBank genome assembly. Lineage: Eukaryota; Viridiplantae; Streptophyta; Magnoliopsida; Malpighiales; Linaceae.